This is a messenger RNA of Halichondria panicea, 2061 nucleotides long. RefSeq names its product delta-like protein D. The record is from RefSeq and is a predicted model, not a curated record. The transcript is spliced from 3 exons. NCBI's taxonomy places the organism in Eukaryota, Metazoa, Porifera, Demospongiae, Suberitida, Halichondriidae. The coding region runs from base 785 to 1807 and encodes 340 amino acids.
UGGAGUACGAGCCUGAUCCUUCACACUUAUAGUAUAAAUGGUAUCACUAUUAUACUGACACAUUUAUAUAUAAUAGCGUGUGAGAAACUAACAAGCUACAUAUAUGGAAAAGUUACUAGCACUUAUUCUUCUGAGUCUCUUUGUAAGUGAAUAUUUUACGGUAAAGAACAAUUGUAUAUGUACAUGUAUACACAGGGAGCAGUAACAAGUGAGUUCAUACUGACAGUCAAGUUGAUCAACUACACCAACCCAACCGGACUGUGUGCUGAAUGUCAGAGACCUCUGAAUACAAGCCAUCCUACAGACACAAUACCAGUGUGCUGUGAUGAACAACCAUUAAAAUUUGGCAACUGUAACAACACAGGAGAGGAGAGAUGUGACACCAGGUUCCGUUGGAUCAUCAGACCAUUCGGUGCAUCACUGGAGACAAGACCCCCCAGCAUACCCAAUGCUGACAACCCUCCCUACUUCUUUAAAGACUGUACAAUGUCCACCAGCACUUGCCCAUUCAAUGAAAUGAGCACAACAUUCGGUCAAGGUCCAACAGCACUACUGGGAGUAGCACCCAAUCCUCUACCUGUUUCAAGCACACAUUUUACUGUAUGGACAGUAAGUUCACGUUCAAUUCACCUACCAUUUAUAAUUAUUUAUAUACAUGCAUGCAUGCAUGUAGGGGCAGAUUCAGUUUCUUAUAGAAGCCGUGGAUAGUGGACUCCCGAACAUAAUAGACAGUCUGUUGAUUGACCUGGACAACCUCCAACUUGGAGCAGACUUCACUGAGGAGAUGACGUUCACUGGAUUCCACAACAUAUCUCACAUGACCAUGAGUUUCAGAGUCAAAUGCUCUCCUGGUUUCUGUGGACCUCACUGUACUACCACACCUCAGAACAAUCCACGAGUGGCGACAUGUCAAACUAAUGGCACUCUAACAUGUACUGAAAACAGAUUUGACCCUUCACCUCUUGUAGCUUGCAACGACUGCCUCUACAACCUGGAUAUUACUACAGACUGCUCCACUUGCGUACAGACCAACUAUGACCCAACCACCAACUGCACAGCUUGUCUUAACUUAUUUGAUAAACUAAAAAACUGCACACAGUGUCUACCUAACAGAAAUUACUCUACCAACUGCACCCAGUGUCUAUCAGGCUGGGAUAUCACCUCGGACUGCACUAGUUGCCUACCCAACAGAGACCCAGUCACCAACUGCUCCCUCUGCCUACAACCAGACAGGUUCACUGAUACAGAUUGCAGUGUGUGUGCUCUACCAGGAGGGGACCCAGCAACACUCUGUCAAACAUGCCUUUCUCCCGGGAAAGACCCAAACAAAAAUUGUACCUGUAAAGAUAACUACGAUGAAAGUACAGAUUGCUCCACUUGUGUGCCUGGUUGGGACAGUAACUAUGACUGCAGUGUGUGUCUCACUGGGAGGAACAUGUCUACAGACUGCACCACCUGUAUCCCUGGUUACUCGGGAGAAGAAUGCGUACUAGUGCCAUCUGAGAUAAGUGCCAUCUCUGGAGGCGUGAUCGGUGUGCUACUACUUGUGAUACUCACACUAGUAAUGAUCAUUGCUAUACUGGGGGUCUACAUCAAAACAAGAGGAAAAGAAAACUCAUUCAACAUAGACACAGCGGACAUUGAGGUGGUAGAGAAUACAGGGUAUGGAGUGGGCACUCCUGGCAGGACUACAACUGGUGGUAUUGAGUUGAACCUAGUGUGUAGUAACGAGGCAGCAGAUCAUGGGAACCAGCCAGAGGAGAAUGAAAACGAACAAUCUUCUGUCUAUGACUAUGUGAUAUCUUAAAAUGACUGCAUACAUGCUACAUGCACGUAGUGCUACUAAAUACUUUAAGAGGACACACCAGUAACUGAAACACACUAUCACAACUGUGCACAUGUUAUGUACUGUGUUUGUAUGUAUAUAUAUCACACUUCUUAUGCUACUUAAGUCAUUAUGUUAAAACUCAGAAACUGCACACUAUAAUUGUAUUGUCCAAGUGGCUAUCAACCUGAUUUUCACAUUAUGUAAUUUCAUGAGUACACAUCGCAUUGUAGUUA